AUGGGCGAACCCUUCACUCAGAUCGACGCUUGGUACUCGAACGACCCCCAGAAGCCGCUCCAGUUCGGCAAGCUGGACGCGAAGCCUAUCGAAGACUACGACAUUGAUGUCAAGGUCCUGUACUGCGGCCUCUGUUCGAGCGACGUCGGCGUGCUCUCCGGCGCCUACGGUCCCGUGCACGAGGAAGUGUGCGGGCACGAGAUCAUCGGCACGGUAACCCGCGUCGGUCCCGAGGUCAAGCACCUCCGCGUGAGCGACCACGUCGGUGUGGGCGGGCAAUGCGAUUGUUGCACGCACUGCCCCGCCUGUGAGCGGGGGGAUGAGCACAUGUGCCCCGGCCUCACCUUCACGAUCGGCAUGAUCCAAGGCCCCUACAAGCGCGGCAAGGCCAAGGGCCGCCUGGGGCAAGGCGGGUUCGCAAAGCAGUGGCGCGGCAAUGCGCGUUUCGCCUUCAAGAUUCCCGACGGCGUCGAGUUGGCCAGUGCCGGACCGCUGUUUUGCGCCGGCACGACUGUCUUCACGCCCCUGCGCCGCUUUGGCGCCGGCAAAGAGCGCAAUCGCGUUGGCGUCAUUGGGCUCGGCGGCCUGGGCCACCUGGGCAUCCAGCUCGCAGCCGCGCUCGGGGCGGACGUCACUGCCAUCUCGCGCGGCAACUCGAAAGAAGAAGACGCACGCAAGCUCGGCGCAAAGCAUUACAUCGCCACCGGCUCGGACCUCAAGAAGGACUUUGAGAAGCACCAGGGUUCCCUCGAUCUGAUCAUUUGCACGAUCAACCCGCCCGACCUCGACGUCGAUGCCUACUUCACGCUCCUCUCCGCCGGUGGCCUGUUUGUCCCCCUCGGCAUCCCCCACAAGCCGCUCGUUAUUGAUCCGAUCGGCCUGAUUCUCGGCCAGAAGGGCGUCGUCGGCUCUGCCCUCGGUGCUCCCCAGGAUAUCAAGGCGCUCUUGGAGCUGUGCGCCAAGACAGGCGUCAAGCCUUGGGUUCAGCUGUGGGAGUUUAGCGACAUCAACAAGGCCAUCGAGGCGUUCAACAGGGGCGAGCCGCGCUAUCGCUUCGUCCUCGUCAACACGGACAAUGGCGGGGAGCUCUGA
Molecule: messenger RNA, 1092 nt
Organism: Trichosporon asahii var. asahii CBS 2479
Lineage: Eukaryota; Fungi; Basidiomycota; Tremellomycetes; Trichosporonales; Trichosporonaceae
Product: alcohol dehydrogenase (NADP+)
Exons: 2
Coding region: 1-1092 (363 amino acids)
Biological process (GO): alcohol metabolic process
Molecular function (GO): zinc ion binding; alcohol dehydrogenase (NADP+) activity
Source: RefSeq, a predicted model, not a curated record